Messenger RNA from Lachancea mirantina, 2025 nucleotides. The record is from the annotation of a GenBank genome assembly. Lineage: Eukaryota; Fungi; Ascomycota; Saccharomycetes; Saccharomycetales; Saccharomycetaceae.
AUGACUGAGUUAGUUCUGCCCACCGCGAAUGGACUGUCGUGGGUACACGAAACCUCUGAAAAUUUGGAAGCACCCAAUUCGAGACAGAUUCUGCGGAUUGCCCUGAAUUUGAAGUAUCUUAUCGAUGAGGUGGUGCCGAUUUUGUUCAAGGAAAGUGAAAUUACGUCUGAUCAGUCGCGUAUUUUGAACCGAAAAGUUUUGAAACUGACGCGAGAGGCAUGCGGCGGGAAUCAAAAGGACGAAAGAUCCAUGCGCAAAUAUCAAUCUGUGGUUAUCUUCUGUUUGUUAAAAGUUUGCGGCUGGUACUGGGAAUUAGCUUCCAGCGAGCUUCACAAUGCUCAAAUUUACUCCCUAAGGGCCACAGCGGCACAGCAGCUAUGCAAGCUUAUCAUUGAGGAAGAAGAGGCGCGCGAUCCGCAUUUCCUAUUCAUACACAUGUUGUGUCGUCGAUAUGUGAUAAAUGAGAACGACGAAGACCAGGAGGCCGAGGGAGUGUUAGAACUAGCAUUGGACAUGCACAGCACAAUCGUAAUUGGCUCGAGUGGGUAUCAGCGUUGUUUGAAAUGGCUCUGGAGGGGCUGGAUUGUGCAAGAGGAAGGCGACGCAAGCACAUUCGUUUUAUGCGACUCGGUUCCCUCUUCUCAGUUCAGUAGACAUUUUCAUCCGGACAGACUUAAGACGCCAAUGUACCAGAACAUUAUUCAGGUCUUCUUCUCGAUUUGUUACCUUGUACUAUACACCGUUGUUGUCAACAGCAAAAACUCGCGAGAGGUCGACCCUAUAGACGCCGCAGAGGUUGUGUUCUACUUCUUCACUGUCGGGAGUAUUUUGGAUGAAAUGAACAAAAUUUAUAAUGUAGGGUGGAACUACGUGGGGUUUUGGAAUGCGUUUAACGAUUCCAUGUAUCUCACGAUUGCCGCAUCAAUGAUUCUGAGAAUUGUCAGCGUGAGUCCCAUUCAAACUCACAUGUCCUCAGAAUAUUGGGAUAAAGUUUCAUACAGAAUACUUUCCUGCGCAGCGCCUCUUGUAUGGUGCCGCUUACUGCUUUAUCUCGAAUCGGAGAGAUUCAUAGGCGCGCUGCUCGUUAUUCUCAAGCACAUGAUGAAGGAAUCAAUUGUUUUCUUUUUCCUUUUACUUUUGAUAAUCGUGGGCUUCUUGCAAGGGUUUUUGGGACUUGAUUCUGCAGAUGGUAAAAGAGACAUUACUUGGCCAAUCGUCAAACAUUUAUUUUUAACCGUUUUAGGGUUCGGUGGGUUUGCGAUCUUUGACAAAUUUGCCUAUCCCUACGCUGCUCUGCUUUAUUACAUUUACUGCUUUGUGGUCUCGGUGAUUCUUCUCAAUAUUCUCAUUGCUUUGUACAGCACUGCAUAUGAGAAAGUUAUCGUCAAUGCUUUGGAUGAGUACAUGGCUCUCAUGGCACAGAAAACAAUGAGAUACAUCAGAGCACCAGACGAAGAUGUUUAUGUUCCUCCAUUUAACAUCAUCGAAAUCAUAAUUACUCCACUUAUGCACCUGAUGCCGAAAAACACCGCUAAAGAGUUUAGUAAUACUGUGAUGACUAUCAUUUACUUUCCCAUGCUUUUGUUCAUCGCUCUCAAAGAGAUUAGAGAGGCCAAGCGCGUAAGCUAUAAUAGGCUAAAAAAGCUUGAGGACGAUGCUAAUGAGACUGACGUUGCUUGGGAUCUCACGGAUGGCUAUGUGGAUGAGGAAGACGGAUGGUUACCAAACAAUGAACUCACAGGUAUAGCUGCCACCCAGAAGAAAAACAAAAAUUCUCUAAAACUCCAAAGAGAAGCUGAGAAUAGCGACCCGCAUUUCAAAGUUGACAAGAAAUGGUUCAAAAACGUUAGGGAUUCAGUGCAGCCGGUAAGCGAUGGAUUUCAUUCUGGCCUAGGUUGGGAAAAUUACGGAAUUUUCAGCGAAGUCAAAGAGGGAAACAAACGUGCGCAGAAAAAAAUCGAUGAGCUGUCAGAAAUGGUAGAAAAGUUGACUAAACUAUUAGAAAAAUCGCAUAUCUCGAAUUAG